AAGGAAGUUCCCACACCGCCGCCUCGUGGACAUCCUGUGGUGUGGUCGAGCCGGCACCGGAUGGAAUCAUCGUCCGCAGCGUGGCAACUGGUGCUGCACCGAACCCGGCAACGAACAGCGGUUGAAACAUUGUGCGCCCCCCAACGGCCGGUCGGUGGGCGUCACGGGAGGAACCUCACAUGCCGCACGGACGCCACUCGUCAGUAGUAGCUCCCAUCAACCUCAGUGAAUCGUCCGCCCUGCGUUCCGACGGCUGCCAUUAGGCCAUCUUCCCGCAGCAGCAACGUAAUGGGUGAAGAAAGCCUCGAACGUAGCGAUGCGGGUGGGAAGGUCCUGCAGCCGCACGUGGCCGACUACAGUCCGGUACGGACGCAUCAUCAGCCCGAGCAGGAGCCGGAUGAAGGGCUGCAGCAGCAGGCUCCGGAGGGUGGCAAUCAGCAAAAUGAAAUCGGAAGCCUUGGGCUGAAAACUGUUGAUCCGGCACCAGCCAUCGCUACAGUGAAGGAUGAAACAAACACGCUCAAUAGGGUGCACCCGCCGGCCCUGGUGCUGGUGCCACAGGAAAACUCGCCCGCCCGCAACCAACCCGUAAGCGCGGCCGAAGAAAGCACACUCCCCAACGAGACGGGCGAAAGGAAUGGAGGUACCGUGGCGCUGUUGCCCCGCAACGGAAGUGCGGUAAAGUUCGGUCGCAGCGUUUCGAACAGCACUUUCCAACCGAACGGCCACGGUGGAGGACCGGCGCCCGACAACAAGGAGCUCGAUCCGGAGGACGGGACGAACGAGGACGACUACGAGCUGGUGCCCCCGGACGGAGGUUGGGGUUGGCUCGUGCUGGCCGGCUCGAUGCUGGUCAACAUCCUCGUGCCGGGCACGAUCAAGAGCUUCGGCGUGCUUUUCGUCGAGUUCCUGGAAGCGUUCCAGGCGUCACCGUCGGCCGCCGCCUGGAUUCCGGCCCUGUGCUACUUCCUGUACAGCUCGCUCGGUCCGCUGUCCAGCAUUCUGUCGGUGAAGUACAGCUACCGCACGGUGACGAUCGUCGGUGGGACGUUCGCGGCGGUCGGUAUGAUUAUCACCUACUGGGCGACCUCGGUCAACUACCUGUACGUGAGCUACGGCGUGCUGGUCGGGACGGGCGCUGGCCUUUCCUUCCCGCCGACCGUCUACAUCGUGACGUCGUACUUUGUGCGCCUGCGGGGCCUCGCGAACGGUCUGUGCAUUUCGGGCAGUGCGCUCGGGUCGAUCAUCCUGCCGCCGGUGCUUCGCUUUCUGCUCGAAACGUACGGCUACCGGGGGGCCUGUCUCAUCAUGGGAGGCAUCACGCUCAACGUCUGGGUAGCGGCCAUCUUCUACGAGCCGGUUGAGAAGCACAUGAAGCGCGUCCGGAAGCGUAUCCUACCGCAGCUCGACGAAGAAAACGAACCCCUUGCCACGGUGCACCGGGGUGCCGGAGGUGGUGGAGGCGAGGACACCAUCCUUGAGGAGUGCGAAUCGAACGAUACGGAUCCGCCGGGCGCAGUGGAGGAUCCGGAUCUUGCCCGGCAAUCAUCAACGCGCCAGCUGGCGGCAGGCAGCAAGAAGCCCAAGUUUGCCAUCAUGGGCGACGACACGCCAACCAUCUCGACGCCAACGCUCGAGCACAAAUCGCCCGACAUUUUCCGCUUCAAUCCGAAGAACGGCCUGCUGGAUGGGUUCGCCCGGAGCGUCUCGGCGGCGGCCGUCCCCGUUUCGUACGGGCGUGACAAAGAGGAGCUGCUCGGUGGUGGAGGCGGCGAUGGAGGGAGCACACGCCGCCAGCGGAAGAUUAGCACACCGAUCAAGGAGGAACACCGGAACCUUACCUUUACGAGUCAGCUCAGCUCGACUUCGAUUCCGCCGAACGACAGCUCGACCGGGCUCGGGUCGUACUUUCGGCUGAACCGGUUGAACUCGAUUCGUAGCGGGCUGCAUGGGCACGGCGGAGGGACAUCGAACACGACGGGGGCAUCCGGCCGAGCGCCAAAGCGAUCACCCUCGACGAGCAGCUUCCAGUACAUGAGCACGCCGUUCCACGGUAGCACACUGUCCACGCACCAACCGAAGGAGUUUGCCUCCCAUCUGUCGCUGCGUUCGUUCGGGGGGAGUGUAACGCGUGGCAAGUCGAAUGCCGCCGGUGGUGACGAUGACCCCACGAAUGCCGGCGGCACGAUCGCCGACGGCACCGGCGGAGCUGAUGGGAAGAAGGAUGGCAAAUCGAGCGGUGGCGGGGCCAGCAUGGGAAAGACAUUCUUCGACCUUUCGCUGCUUUCCGAUCCCACCUACCUGGUGAUCCUCAUCUCGAACUCGACCAACGCCAUCGGGUACACGAAUUUCAUCAUCCUCCUACCGGCGUACGCCAUUUCGCUCGGGUUCGACAAAAGCCUGGCUGCUUACCUGCUCUCGAUCGUGUCCACGCUCGAUCUGGUCGGUCGGAUCGGUGGUUCCGCCCUGUCCGACACCAAUCUCAUCCCGAAGACGUGGUACUUCGUCGGUGGCCUGUCGAUCAGCGGGCUGGCGUUGGCGCUGCUACCGACGGUGCGCGACUACACGAUGGUCAGCGUGUUCUGCGGGCUGUUCGGGCUAGCGUCCGGCACGUACGUGGGCAUUACGGCGGUCAUUAUGGCGGACAUGCUCGGUACCGAGCGGCUCACCUCGUCCUACGGUAUCAGCCUGUUCGUGAACGGUAUCCUGCAGCUCGUUGGGCCACCGAUCUGUGGCGUUAUCUUCGAGCAGAUGGGACGCUACCAGCCACUGUUUACGGCGCUCGGAUUUAUCCUACUCGGUGGUUCUGCCCUGUGGGGCUUUAUGCCGUUCAUUAACCGGCAGAAGCGUCGGAAGGCGGCGGCGGAGGCGGCGGCAGCUGAAAUCGAAAAGGAAACACUGAACAACAAACAAGGGACAACGUUGUCCCCGGUACGAGGCAACCAUGAGGACGAUAAUGACAACGACGACGACGACGACAAUGGCGGCCCGAAAAGCACCGGAAAAUCGCUCAUUGCCGCCUAAAUCCAUUCAUGACGAUCGGGUCCCGUGUGGAGGAGAAUUUGUUUUACUUUGUAGACGCUAGCAUUUUAGUAUUCAAUAUGACAAUUCUUCGCAUGGAAAGGAACCAAACCUCAAACCUUGGACGACGAAACAACCAGUUUCGUUCAGCAUCCUGCCUUUUCCGUGCAGAAAGCACACGACGGACAGGAUACGGUUCUUUGUGUGUAUGUGUUUGUAUGUGCAAAAGCUAAGAAACGCUAGUAUUAAAGACCAAGCAUCCAGAGACCAAGGGAAAAAGGAGGGCGAAACCAACAAACAGAAAGUGACCAUAAACUAACGUAAGAGCAAGCGAGGCAGAAAAGAAGGAAAGUAGAUCGCAGUAGUCGAAUUUUAAGAAGAAAAACAAAAACGCGUCAACGGACCGUAAAAAUACCUUACAUGAAUCAAAGAAGCGCGAAACCGGAUGGUAGUAGGCGUUGGAGAAGCUAUAUGAAAUAGUAUUACAUACGCGUGGUGGUGAAUAUAAGAUGAAAGUGCGAUUUGUGAAAGACCACCAACUCCUUGCUGAACAGUUUGAGCUAACACAACUUAAUCAAUUAAUCUUAAGCAAAACGGUGAAUACAGGCCAGAUCCUGGGUUCGCCCGAAACAGCUGUACAAGGCGGAAGGUCGGCAACCGGUUGCUAUGUUUAUAUUCUAAAUUGACAUUUCAUUGCUUAAGGUGCCUCCUGACUGUUGCCUGGAUUAAAGAGAGCUAGAAUAUCGAUCGCAGCUUGUCCUUCUCUCUUCCUCUCUCUUUGUUUUUCCUCAUCCAGGAUCAGCCAAAAGUGUGCACGAUUAGACAAUUUUCCCGGCGAAGUAAAAUAGAGUUAGUCGACGCUCAAAUCAAUCAUACUAUACUCCUUCGUGGAGAAAGGAAACGGAGAAGAGGAACACUAAUAAGGAUGAAUCAGAAAUGUGUGCAUGUGUGCUUGAUUGUGUGCGCGAUAUUGUGUGAUUGAAGCCGAGCGAAAAGGGAAAAGCAUUUUAAAUGUUUCGUAGAACAAUGUAAGAAAGUUAGGGUUUAUCGUUGCUUUACCGAAGCCAAGGACGGAUGUAUACAGGACCGAUAGAAUAGCGCGAGAUGCCAUAGAAAAAUGAUAUGACUUCCGCUCAAUCAGUUAACGACGAUGACCGACGGGGAAGACGUGUUUCUUCGUUUGUUGGACACACACUGUGGCCGUUUGAGUGCGCGGAAGGCUAGCUAUAGUUAGUGCUCCGGAUGCAAUUGAUGAACCUCUCUUCGGGAAGAACACAAGAAAAUUACCAAAACUGCGGUGCGUAGCAACCGUGGGGGGUUUCUUUUUUAGGGUUAAGUGCGAUAUUAUGUGUAGAAAUGAAAUAUUAAUAUUUUUUGUCAGGCGGAACUCAAACAGGAUGUAGAUAAAGUACCGAUACAAUAUAUAUAUAGAACAAGCGA
Messenger RNA from Anopheles coustani, 4461 nucleotides. RefSeq lists its product as uncharacterized. The transcript is spliced from 2 exons. NCBI's taxonomy places the organism in Eukaryota, Metazoa, Arthropoda, Insecta, Diptera, Culicidae. Gene Ontology annotation, biological process: monocarboxylic acid transport; transmembrane transport. The record is from RefSeq and is a predicted model, not a curated record. Bases 289 to 3024 code for a protein of 911 amino acids. Gene Ontology annotation, molecular function: monocarboxylic acid transmembrane transporter activity.